Linnemannia hyalina is the source of this 612-nucleotide messenger RNA. NCBI's taxonomy places the organism in Eukaryota, Fungi, Mortierellomycota, Mortierellomycetes, Mortierellales, Mortierellaceae. The record is from the annotation of a GenBank genome assembly.
AUGGUUACCCCUGCCCGCCUUAACCCCCCUCCUGUCUUUACAUGCGCCCGCGACGGUUUCUCUGCCUUGGCCUGGCUCGUUGCGGUUAACCGCUACUUCAACCUUGCUAAGAUAAGUGAGACUGAACGAACACCCCACGCUCUCUCGUACUUGGGCACGCCUGGCCCUGCCCGAUGGUUUGAUGGAUGUGGGCUCCCUGAUACUUGCAACUUCGAGACCGAGUUUACUCCUGCUUUUAAGCUAGAGUACAUUCCCAACAACUUUGCGGGCUCCUGUCGACGACACCUCACCAAUCUUCGCAUGACCACCAACUUUUCGACCUACUUAUCUACAUUCAAGGAACUUUUGGGCGCCCUCCUUGGUUAUGCCUCCACCGACACUGCCAAGACCACGGUCAACGAGUUCGCCCAAACAUCCAUUAUCGACAACUGCCCCUUGGUUCUUCAACAGAUGAUCGAAGGACACAUUAUUCAAAACCCCAAUAUCACCCUCAUUCAGAUCUUUCAAUACGCCCAAGAGAUGGACCGCAUUUACUCCUUCAAACCCGACACCGGCCCCAAGACCAACUCGCUCGCCAUCGCCUCCGUGUCACAGUAUCAUAAUCUGUUGUGA